AUGUCUCCCAGCGAAGAGCUUCGUGACCGCCAGCUAACCGAUCGUACCCAGGCCUUCGAGAACACCUCGACCAACGUCGCCGCUGCCCAGAUGCGAAAUGCCCUGACCAACCUCGCCGAGACCGUUGAGGACCCCAAGGAGAAGAAGCUGUUCGAGACUGAGAUGGACAACUUCUUUGCCCUGUUCCGACGAUACCUCAACGACAAAGCCAAGGGAAAUGCGGUUGACUGGGACCGCAUUGCCCCUCCCGCCCAAGGACAGGUCGUUGACUACGAGGACCUUGCCAACACCGAGUCCGUGCAGUUCCUGAACAAGCUCGCCGUCCUCAAGCUCAACGGAGGUCUGGGUACCUCCAUGGGUUGCGUCGGACCCAAGUCCGUCAUUGAAGUCCGUGAUGGCAUGUCCUUCCUCGACCUGUCUGUCCGUCAGAUUGAAUACCUGAACCGCACGUACGGUGUCAACGUGCCCUUCAUCCUGAUGAACUCGUUCAACACAAACGAUGACACCGCUGCCAUUAUCAAGAAGUACGAGGGCCACAACGUGGACAUCCUCACCUUCAACCAGUCAAGAUACCCCCGAAUCUACAAGGACUCGCUGCUGCCUGUCCCCAAGUCGUUCAACUCGUCCAUCACCGAGUGGUACCCUCCCGGACACGGUGACGUUUUCGAGUCCCUGUACAACUCUGGCAUUCUCGACAAGCUGUUGGAGCGCGGCAUCGAGAUCGUCUUCCUGUCCAACGUCGACAACCUGGGCGCCGUCGUCGACCUGCGCAUCCUCCAGCACAUGGUUGAGACCAAGGCCGAGUACAUCAUGGAGUUGACCAACAAGACCAAGGCCGACGUCAAGGGUGGUACCAUCAUUGACUACGAGGGAUCCGUCCGCCUGCUCGAAAUCGCCCAGGUGCCCAAGGAGCACGUCAACGAGUUCAAGUCCAUCAAGAAGUUCAAGUACUUCAACACCAACAACAUCUGGCUGAACCUCAGCGCCAUCAAGCGUGUCGUGGAGAAUAACGAGCUGGCUAUGGAGAUUAUCCCCAACGGCAAGACCAUCCCUGGUGACAAGAAGGGCGAGUCGGACAUUUCCAUCCUCCAGCUCGAGACGGCCGUCGGUGCCGCCAUCCGCCACUUCAACAACGCCCACGGUGUCAACGUUCCCCGUCGGCGAUUCUUGCCCGUCAAGACGUGCUCCGACCUGAUGCUGGUCAAGUCCGACCUGUACACCCUCAAGCACGGCCAGCUCCAGAUGAGCGCCGCCCGAUUCGGCGACGCCCCUCUGAUCAAGCUGGGCAGCGACUUUAAGAAGGUGUCCGACUUCCAGAAGCACAUCCCCUCCAUCCCCAAGGUGCUGGAGCUUGACCACCUGACCAUCACGGGUGCUGUCAACCUGGGCCGCGGCGUGACGCUCAAGGGCACAGUCAUCAUCGUGGCGACCGAGGGAAGCACCAUUGACAUUCCCCCGGGAUCCAUCCUCGAAAACGUCGUCGUUCAGGGUAGCUUGCGUCUGUUGGAGCACUAA
Trichoderma aggressivum f. europaeum is the source of this 1515-nucleotide messenger RNA. RefSeq lists its product as uncharacterized. Bases 1 to 1515 code for a protein of 504 amino acids. Gene Ontology annotation, cellular component: cytoplasm. Lineage: Eukaryota; Fungi; Ascomycota; Sordariomycetes; Hypocreales; Hypocreaceae. The record is from RefSeq and is a predicted model, not a curated record. Gene Ontology annotation, biological process: glycogen metabolic process; UDP-alpha-D-glucose metabolic process. The transcript is spliced from 3 exons. Gene Ontology annotation, molecular function: UTP:glucose-1-phosphate uridylyltransferase activity.